AUGUCAUUCCGGGUGUUCGACGUGGAGACGAGCGACCACUGCAACCUGGACUACGUGGAGGUGCACGAGGAGAGCGCGGGGGGGAGGCUCCUGGGUCACUUCUGCGGAUCCGACAUCCCUGGCAACCUCACGGCCUCGCAUCGGCUCUGGGUGAAGUUCCGCAGUGACGCCGAGGGCACUGCCGCGGGGUUCAUUGCCGACUAUGCGCUGAUGCAUGGGAACGAGUUAUACGGGAUGGAAGGAGAGAUCACGUCCCCGUUGUAUCCCUUGAUGUACCAUCGAAGAGAACAGACGUCGUUCACGUGGCUGGUGACCUCGCCGCAAGGCACUCACAUCGUGGUCACCUUCACGGAAUUCGACGUGGAACUCCAUCCGGUGUACGACGGAUCGGACGCGACGGCGCCGUGGUUGGCGGGCUAUUGCGGUCAGGUGAGACCCCGUCCGGUGACCUCGACGGGGAACGUGGUCUUCGUCCGGUUCGAGUCCAAUCCUCGCUACGAAGGCUCUCGGUUCAGGUUGAGCUGGGAGGCGCGGUACGAGCGGGCGCCCGCGGAUAAUCAGCCCAGACAAGUUGACCAGUGCAGACAGAGACUCUUCGUGAACGAGACGGGCGUGGUGAUCCAGAACCCUGGCUUCCCCGAGGGCUACAACACGUCCCUCCGCUGCGAGUGGAUUCUCACGGCGGAUGCGCAGAGCAAGAUCGCGCUCACGCUGGAGACGGUGGAUCUCGAGAGCACCUCGUGGUGCUUCGACGCCAUCCGUGUCUUCGACGAGACGCUGCUGGGGCAGCAGCGGCUGCUGGGGACUUACUGCAAGCGCUCGGAGGAGGGGAAAGUCAUCACGUCCGCCGGGAACUACAUGAGGGUCCAGUUCACGUCCGACGCCUCGGUGAACCGGACGGGGUUCUCGGCUCGCGCCCAAGCUAAUUGCGGAGGCCAGUUGUUCGUGGAACGUGGUGUGAUAACGAGCCCGAGGUACCCCGAGGAUUACCCGGCGGGGGUGACGUGCGAGUGGGUGGUGGGGGUGCGGCCGGGGAACACCAUUCGGGUCACCUUCACCGACUUUCAGGUCGCUUCGCAGGGGUCGAGCUGCACCGAGGAUUACAUCGUGUUGAGGAACGGCGAUAGCAUCGACUCGCCGUACCUGGACGAGGGGAAGUACUGCGGGUCGUCCUUACCCGUGGUGAGACAGGAGACGACGAGCAACGUCCUCCACGUCCGGUUCGUCUCUGACACCUACGGUCAGGCCAAGGUGAGGGCGGGCGCGGCCGGAUCUCGCUGUUUUGCCGGGCGAGGUUGCCGGAUGGGAUGGGGUUUCAAAUUGGAGUUCCAAGAAGUCGGAGGGCAAUGCGGAGGGACGUUCCACCUCACCAACGCCAUGCCCGAGUUCGUCUUCUCCACGCCGAAUUUCCCGAACCCCCCCAACGCCUACACGGAAUGCGAGUGCACCUUUGAAUACCUGGAGCUGCGAGACGGGGGGACGAGGAACUCUCAUUCGAUGGACAAGCUCUGUGCGUCCACGUUGCCGGACACGCAGAGGUCGUCUGGGAAUGCCCUGUACGUCCGGUAUCAGACGCGUCUCCAGUAUCCCAGGCCUGGCUUCAAGGCUAAGGCUUCCAUCGCCCUGUGCGGAGGCCGGAUGACAGCCACGGAGGGGCUCAUCAUCUCGCCCAACUACCCGCUCAAGUACCCGGACAACGUGGAGUGCGAGUGGAGGGUCCGCGGGCUCGAUGAGCACUACCUCCAGUUCACCUUCCUCGAUCUUCGCCUGCCCCAGCGCAGCAAUUGCUCCGUCACGGAUCACGUCGCGUUCUACGACUACAAUGCAUCGGCCCCGUUGGAAGGGAAUCUGGUCGACCGGGUGUGUGGGAUGGUGAUUCCUGCCACGAUCGACAUGUCGUGGAGUUCUGCCAUCGUCAGGUUCCGGAGUGAUGAGGUCUCCGCCCCUUCGUAUGGCACCGGGUUCCGGAUCAAGUUCAACUCCAGCUACGAAGAAUUUCUGCCUGGCAUCCUCUCUUCCCUCCUUCCCUCCCUCUCUUCCUCUCUUCCUCCCUUCCUCUCUUCCUCCCUCCCUCUCUUCUUUUCCUCCCUCCCUCCCUCUCUUCUUCUUUUCCUCCCUCCCUCCCUCUCUUCCUCCCUCUCUUCCUCCCUCCCUCUCUUCCUCUCCGGGUACCCGAAUAAUUACCCGCCGGACAUGGAUUGUGUUUGGGCCGUCGAAGUCAUGGAGGGGCAUCAGAUUCAGAUCCACAACGGGAUGUGGAUGGAAUACACUUACCAGGCCCUGUUACCGACGGUCACGGCGUGCGGUUCCACCCCUCCGGAUCCGGUUUCCUCGUCCGGCCCGUACAUGAUCGUCUACUAUCGUACGUCCGGCAAUCCGGGUCGUCGAGGCUUCCGGGCCCGGUACACCACGGACUUGCCACUCGAGUGCGGAGGUGACUUGGAGGAGGAGACGGGACACGUCACGAGUCCGGGUUUCGAGUCGGGAGGUUACAACAGGACGUGGGAGUGUCUGUGGACGUACAGUCGACCGGACUUGCCCGGUUCUACCAUGCGGCUGACCGUGAAUGCCUUGUAUCUCGAGGACACGUCGCAGCCGGGGUAUUGCGUCUACGAUGCGCUCGAGAUUCGCGAAGGUGCGACCGAGGAGGGAUUCAUGUACGAGCAACUCUGCGGGAACGUCACGGAUCAUCGGUCCGUCUACAUUCCGGGUCCGCAGUUCUGGAUGCGAUUCAAGGCGGACAGCGGGGAUCAUCACCUCGGGUUCAACGUGACGUACAGGAGAAUCCCCUGCGGGGGGGUCCUGGCGGGGUCGACGCAGUUCACGGUCGCCUCGCCCGGGUACCCGAAUAAUUACCCGCCGGACAUGGAUUGUGUUUGGGCCGUCGAAGUCAUGGAGGGGCAUCAGAUUCAGGUGGAAUUCACGGAUUUUGCGUUGGAGGCCGCGGGGACGGGAGGGAAUUGCACCGGGGACUUCCUGGCGAUGAAGAACGGGAGGUACCCGGAUUCGCCGGAUCUGUUCUCCGUGUGUGGGACCCAGUCCCACCCGACUUUCAAGACUCAGACGAAUCAUCUCACCGUCCGGUUCCAUUCCAACAGCCUGAACCAGGCCAAGGGGUUUAGCAUCAGGCUCACACCGGUCCAGAGAGGAUGCGGUGGGAUCCAUCAAGAAGAGACGGGUUCUAUCAACUCCCCCGGUUACCUCAACGACACCAAUUACCAGGCAAACAUGGAUUGCGUCUGGGAGAUCCGAUUCGAGAACGGGUACCACGUGGAGCUGAAGUUCGUCGAGAGAUUCGACAUCGAGAUGAGCGCCAACUGCAACAACGACUACGUCGAGGUGUUCUCGUUCGUGGAUGGCGAUUGGGUGAGCGAGGCGAGGUUUUGCGGGAGGGAGAAUCCGGGGACGGUCAAGAGCAAGAGUUCGUGGAUGAGGGUGAAAUUCCAGUCCAACGGGGAGAUUGACGGCGACGGGUUCAAGGCCGAAUGGAAGCGGGCGUGCGGGGGCACGUACACGGAGGUGCAGGGCAUCAUCACCUCCCCCUCCUUCCCGGACAAUUAUGGCAACAACUUGGACUGCCUCUACAAUAUCACCGGAACGCCGGAUUCCUACAUCGUUCUCUCCUUCAAUCCUGAUGGUUUCUCCUUGGAAGAUGAACCGACGUGCAACUUUGACAACGUGACGGUGACAGCAGUGAACCGGGACGGAUCGCGUACCCGAGUUCUGAACCCAGCUUGCGGGACGUAUGCGCCUCAGCGGGUCGCGGCCCGCGGGGCUCUGCUGGUCCGAUUCCGGACUGACGAGUCCAUCGUGUAUCGAGGCUUCGAGGCUAAUUACAGCAUGGAGGACUGUGGAGGCUUGGUGACGAGGGAGGGCGUGCUGAAAAGCCCCCUUCAUCCGCUCUCCUACUUGCAUUCCAUCAAUUGCACGUGGGUCAUCCAGGCACCCAACGACAGGGCCGUUCAGAUCAAGUUCGAGGCCUUGGACAUCGAGUAUCACCACCAGUGCAAGUUCGACUACGUGGCAGUGUACGAGGGUGAUGGGAUCUCCAAUGCGACUCUGCAGGGGAAAUACUGUGGGGUCUAUAACGAAACGAUCCAGGGCCUACCCACCGUGAAAAGCCACUCGAGCCAGAUGGUCUUGGAAUGGAAGACGGACCAGUCGGUGUCCAGGACCGGCUUCAGGGCCGUCGUCAGUUUUGAGAUCGGUCCCCGGCAAGGGUGUGGAGGUUUGAUCGAAGUCGGUGGGGAACCAAUGAGGAUCAUAUCACCGGACACGGACAGCGAUGGACAAUACGAGAAGAACCUGGACUGUCGAUGGGUCCUGGACGGGGACCCGAAUCGCAUCCUUCAGAUCCAGUUCAAUUCCUUCAACCUGCAGGAUUCCCCCGACUGCUCACGAGACUACAUCCAGGUGAAUGAGAAACAAAUGGGUCAGAAGUUGAAAGGUUUUGAUGCCCAUGAGCAUUAA
This is a messenger RNA of Darwinula stevensoni, 4470 nucleotides long. Lineage: Eukaryota; Metazoa; Arthropoda; Ostracoda; Podocopida; Darwinulidae. The record is from the annotation of a GenBank genome assembly.